This is a messenger RNA of Fibroporia radiculosa, 1584 nucleotides long. RefSeq lists its product as uncharacterized. The record is from RefSeq and is a predicted model, not a curated record. Lineage: Eukaryota; Fungi; Basidiomycota; Agaricomycetes; Polyporales; Fibroporiaceae. The coding region runs from base 1 to 1584 and encodes 527 amino acids. The transcript is spliced from 2 exons.
AUGCUACAGGUCAUCCAUGGCUACCCCCCGUCAGGUGCGUCCCCCUCCAUCCCCCCGUCUCCCGCUCACCGUCUCUCGUCCCCAGUCGCCGCGGAUGGCGUCCUCCAUUUCCGCCCCUCCCCCAUCCGCCGCAUGCCCUCCAUGAAGUUUCUUGACCUCAACAACGACGUCCUCGCCCUCAUCCUCUCCUUCGUCCGCCCCCCAGACGCCAUCCAGCUCGCCCUCACCUGCCACGACGCCUACUCCGUCGCCAUGCCCCGCUUCCUCUCCGACGUCGUCCUCGGCGGCGAGGACUCGUCCCUCAGCGGCCCAGACCAGAUGACUCUCUUCUGCAAGUACAUGCUCGCCGACGUCCGCGGCCGCCUCCGCCAUCUCCGCAUCCUCGACGUCCAGGAGGGCGCAUUCGUCUCCAUCUCCGAAAAGGACGGUCUCGAAAUCUGGAAGGAUGACUACUCGUGCGCCCUCAUCUUCGCAGACAUGCUCAGCCAGGCCGUCAGUCUCCGCAAGCUCCACAUCCGCGACCUCGAGUCCCUCCUCCAGACACAGCCGGCCGUCGCAGACGCCUUCACCAAACUCGAGUACCUCCGCGACCUUUCCUUUUCCUACGUGGGCAAGGAGACCCUGGCCAUGCUCAAGCGCACAAUCUGCCGCCCGUUCCGUCUCGAGUUUGGUCUCUGGAAGGACGGCAGCGCGCGCGUAAAGGGCGAUACCGAGUCAUUUGACCACUAUGCCUCCUCCCUUAAGCAGCUCAAUCUCUGGAAGUGCGCCUGCCUUCUCGAGAGCCUUAGCGACCAGUACGUCUCCCCCGGCGUACGCGUUCUCGGCCUCGGUGGCCGUGUCCCCCUCCUGUCCACUAUCUCCCGUGAGUUUCCGAACGUGCGGACCAUCACUUUCGCCCCCGAAUGCUCAAUUGAAGAGGAGGCGCCGAAACCAGUUUGGUCCAGCCUCGAUUACGUGGACACUAGCUCCCCCCUGCCGUACUUUUCGUGCGCGGUGCGUCACCUCGAGCUGCGCUACGUCCUCGGGGCCGCGCUUGUUCGCUUCUCGCGUGCACAGGUCAUCGCCCGUACGGUGGAGCUCCUCAGGCAGACCAGCCCCGUGGUCUUGUCGUGCGUGAUAGAGGCCACGCUCGCCGGGGACGUUCUUGACAGGAUGGUCAGCGUGAUCCCGCGCUUGCGGUUCCUGGAGCUCGUCACAAGCGCAGACGAAUCGCACGCCCGCGAUAACAGUGACGAUAUUAUGUCCUGGAUGAACGAACACGUCCCCCGCUUUGGAAAAAUUCCCCUCGUCGGCCUGUCCCUCUACGGCAGCACCAGCCUUGGACACGGCGGCGGCAGUACCUUUGACGCCAACACCGUCCUCGCGAUCGCCCGCCGCGCAGCCAUGCACGUGCCAAGUCUUAAAUAUAUCGGCGUCGGCCUCACCUCGAGGAACGACAAUUUCCAAGACACCCGCGGAGAUGCUGUUUGGUUCCGCGUCAAAAUGCGCAUAGACGGCCGCGAGCCCAUCCUCGACAUGCUAUCCAACGGCAAGGGCGAAAGCGUCGAGUGUGAAUUGCGCGCCCUCGACCGCGUCACUCCGUAG